GUUCAGGUGCUCAGGUGCUCCUGUGAGUGAGAAGCAGCUGACGGCAAGCCAGGGGUGACUGUGUUUCUGGUUAAUGCUACAUCCUCCUCAGCCUAGGGCAAGGUACCAUGAUGAGGCCCCUACCCCUCACCCCUCAAAUUUCUAGUGAAAGCUGCAGAGACUGCGGAGCUGAGGUCUUGGGGCCCAGUGGCCACCACUUCACUUGUGUUCCUGGCCUGAGCAGCCAUCUAGGUCCCCAGGUCCCCAGGCUCUCAAGCCCCUAACUAGGCCACCCUGGGGAACCUGAACAGCAGGCUGGAAAUCCUAGGUCUUGUCUGGGAGUGCACCAGUGCCAGGGAUGUGGGAAGCUCAAAACUCAGGGGGCUGGCAGGGGUCCCCAGUUGCCUCUCAUCCCGCAAACAAGUCAGGCCUCCUGCUUUGGGGGAGGGACAUGACCCAGAGCUGACUUCUCUGUCCAGUCCCUGACCCUCACAGGGUCCCAGAAUACAGGGUGUAGGGGUCUCAUACUGCCAGAGGGGCAAGGUUGCCCUCACAGCACUGGGGGGGCCCCACCCAGCCUCCUCCUCCUGCCGCCGCCUACGAUGACUAACCAGCUGAUCUCCUACUUGGCUUAGGCGGGGGCCCCAUGCUCCAGAGCCCAGGCAGGCAUCAGGGGCAUCUAUAAAAGGACGCAGGGCCAGGCCCUAGCAUCCUGCUUGCUUGCCACCUGUCAUCUCACGAUGCUGGGAGGUCUGGGGAAACUUGCUGCUGAGGGCCUGGCCCACCGCACUGAGAAAGCCACUGAGGAAGCUGUUCAUGCCGUGGAGGGGGUGGUCAAGGAGGUGGUGGAACACGCCAAAGAAGCUGGAGAGAAAGCCAUUGCCGAUGCCUUAAAGAAGGCCCAAGAUACAGGGGACAAGGUGGUGAAGGAAGUUACUGAGACGGUGACUAACACAGUCACAAAUGCUGUCACCCAUGCAGCGGAAGGCCUGGGCAAACUGGGACAGUGAGCACAUCCACCUCCAGGGGACUCUUCCUGAAUCUCAAUAAAAAGCUGUGA
Mustela lutreola (European mink) is the source of this 1039-nucleotide messenger RNA. It is a transcript of the gene FAM25A, whose product is annotated as family with sequence similarity 25 member A. NCBI's taxonomy places the organism in Eukaryota, Metazoa, Chordata, Mammalia, Carnivora, Mustelidae. The record is from RefSeq and is a predicted model, not a curated record. The transcript has 3 exons. The coding region runs from base 720 to 989 and encodes 89 amino acids.